UGAGUUUCUUUUUUAGAAGACUCAGUUUUGAGGCUAGUAUGAAGUCAAGACUGCCUGUCACAUUGAAGGAUCCCCACCACUCCUUAACUCUAUCCCUAAAACCCUCCACAUUUAUCCACCACUUCUCAAACUUGAAGUAAGAUUUUUUGGAAGCUCAUUCCCACAAGUCGGUACUAUGGGGUUAUGAUCAGAACCCAAGGUAGGCAGAGCACUUUUUCUAAUUUGGGUGAAAAUCUCAUCCCAAGGAAAAGAGUGCAAGAAUCUUUCUCAAAAAGGAAAAGAGUACAAGAAUCUGUCAAUCUCCGAGGCAUUUCUCUGAUUUGCCCCUCCUCUCCAUGUGUAGGAUCCCCCAAAUAAAGGAGGAUCCACAAGUUCCAGUUCAUUAAUGCAACUAUGCAACCGGUGAAGUCAUACAUAGCCCCUGAGAUUCUGCUACAAUUAGUCUUUUCUGAGGGGAACCUUGUGGUGUUAAAAUCCCCACAUACCACCCAAGGUCCCGCACAGAAACUCCUCAUUGCUCCCUGCUCCUCCCACAGUUCCUUUCUCUCAAUCCUAUCACAAGAUGCAUACACUGCAGUUAUAAACCAGAUGAGUUCAUGAUUUAAACCACUGAGCUUGCAAGUAGUGCUCUGAUUGCCACUUUCUACUCGUUUUCUACUCGUUCCCCUUCCUAAUUUCUCUUGUCCCACAUUAUCAGUAUGUCCCCCUUACUACCUAAAGAUUCUACCCAAAUUCCUCCUAUCCAUCUGUUGCCCCCCCCCCCCCCCCAAUUGCUGUAGAUAGUCACCUACGUCUCCACUAAGUUGUCUCUAUCAACACUAUUAUGUCCACCCUCCUCUUGUUGUAUUCUACUCCUCCUUCCUAAAUUCCUCUUAGUAUCCAUGUUGAGCCCCCUCACAUUCCAUGAAAAAAUCUAUAGCUUCAUGAUAAAUGAGAGGCUGCAUUUCUCCCUCUACUCCUUGGUUCACUCCUAGAAUCCUUAUCUUUGUAGUUAACAUCAAAGAUAAGAUUUCUUACUUCUUUGGGUACCAUCUGCUUAUCGCCAAUCACCGAAAUGGUUUCUAUUGUUGUUAAUUCUUUGAGCCGCCUCUGAUCAAUUUUAAGUAGCAGAUUGAAAGCUUCCUCUGUGCACCCCUCGAAAGCUACUCCAAAUUCCUUGCUCAGCCUCAACAUAUUAUUCUGUACCCAUUCGUUUGCCUUGCCUUUGACUUCCUUACAGCAUUCCGAAGCAUCGCAUUGAAAAAGCAAAAUUUAGGGAAAGGCUGGAGCCUAACAAAGAAAAAAUACCGGCUCAUGUUAUGCAAGUUAUUGAAGAAGAACUUACAAAACUGCAACUACUGGAAGCUAGUUCAAGUGAAUUCAAUGUGACACGUAAUUAUCUUGAUUGGUUGACUGCUUUGCCAUGGGGUAGUUACAGUGAUGAGAACUUUGAUGUACUACGGGCAGAAAAAAUUCUUGAUGAAGACCACUAUGGGUUAACUGAUGUUAAGGAAAGGAUCUUGGAAUUUAUAGCAGUGGGAAAACUCAGAGGAACCUCACAAGGGAAAAUCAUAUGCCUCUCUGGCCCUCCCGGAGUGGGCAAAACCAGUAUAGGUCGUUCAAUUGCACGUGCAUUGAACCGCAAGUUCUACCGAUUUUCUGUUGGAGGGUUGUCUGAUGUUGCUGAAAUAAAGGGACAUCGACGGACUUAUAUUGGUGCCAUGCCGGGGAAGAUGGUACAAUGUUUAAAAAGUGUGGGAACAGCUAAUCCUCUUGUUUUGAUAGAUGAAAUUGAUAAGCUGGGAAGGGGACAUGCUGGUGAUCCAGCAAGUGCUAUGUUGGAGCUUCUCGAUCCAGAACAGAAUGCAAAUUUCUUGGAUCAUUAUCUUGAUGUCCCUAUUGAUUUAUCAAAGGUUUUGUUUGUCUGCACAGCCAAUGUCUUGGAAAUGAUACCUAAUCCUCUUUUGGAUAGAAUGGAGGUAAUUGCAAUCGCUGGUUACAUUACUGAUGAGAAACGGCACAUAGCCAGGGAUUAUUUGGAAAAAAGUACCCGUGAAACAUGUGGGAUCAAGCCCGAACAGGUUGAAGUGACUGAUGCAGCUCUUCUCGCUUUAAUAGAAAAUUAUUGCAGAGAAGCUGGUGUUCGCAAUCUGCAGAAGCAAAUUGAAAAAAUUUAUCGCAAGAUAGCUCUAAAGCUUGUUAGGAAAGAUGGCAAGAUUGAGCCCCAGAAUGCCGGGGUAAAUGAGGUAAAAGCAGAAUCUGUCCAUAUAUCAGAUGAAAUCAAGUCUAAGGAAGAAACUCAGGCUGGAGCUAAGUCUGUAGAGGGUAGCAAUGAUGACAAGCCCUCUGAAAAUGAUGCUGAAGCUCUGGAAGCCCCAGUAAACCAAAUGCAGAUGUCUACUGAUGAAGAUACUCAUUUACAGGAAGUUAAUGAAGCUACAGAAAGUGAAGCAAGUAAAACAAUAGAAAAAGUGGUCGUGGACUCACCAAACCUAGCUGAUUAUGUUGGUAAACCUAUUUUCCAUGCUGAGCGCAUAUAUGAUCAGACCCCAGUUGGAGUUGUGAUGGGUCUUGCUUGGACUUCAAUGGGUGGCUCAACACUCUAUGUAGAAACGUCUCUGGUGGAGCAAGGAGAAGGAAAAGGGGCUCUCAAUGUAACAGGACAGCUAGGCGACAUUAUGAAAGAAAGUGCCCAAAUUGCCCAUACGGUUGCCAGGAUCAUUUUGCAGGAGAAGGAGCCUGAUAACCACUUCUUUGCGAAUAGUAAGCUUCAUCUUCAUGUUCCUGCGGGUGCUACCCCUAAGGAUGGCCCUAGUGCUGGUUGUACUAUGAUAACAUCCUUGUUGUCUCUUGCCAUGAAAAAGCCUAUUAAACCUUACCUGGCAAUGACCGGGGAAGUCACGCUAACUGGAAAAAUUCUUCCUAUUGGGGGGGUCAAGGAGAAAGCCAUAGCAGCACGACGAAGUGAUGUGAAAACUAUAAUAUUCCCUUCAGCUAAUCGAAGAGAUUUUGACGAGCUGGCUCCUAAUGUCAAGGAAGGCCUUGAUGUACACUUUGUGGAUGACUACAAACAAAUAUAUGAUUUGGCAUUUUGACAGCUAGAGUAUAGAAUAUUAAGUUGCUUUUUGGUGACAAAUUGUCCAGUUGUAGGUCGAGUUCGCCAUCUCAUUCAUUCCAGUCCUUAUGCCCCCGAGAUGUUUUGUUUUGCCCCCUUGUCACAACAAGCAACUUUGAUUAUUUUAUUUCACACCAUUGUAUCACAUAAUUCAUAAAUCUCAAGGAGAUGGAUUAUACCUUUUGCCAAGAAUGAAGAUAAGAUUUGACGGAA
Messenger RNA from Solanum dulcamara, 3307 nucleotides. Its product is annotated as lon protease homolog, mitochondrial-like. Gene Ontology annotation, biological process: protein catabolic process; mitochondrion organization; proteolysis. Gene Ontology annotation, cellular component: mitochondrial matrix. The record is from RefSeq and is a predicted model, not a curated record. Gene Ontology annotation, molecular function: serine-type endopeptidase activity; ATP-dependent peptidase activity; ATP hydrolysis activity. Lineage: Eukaryota; Viridiplantae; Streptophyta; Magnoliopsida; Solanales; Solanaceae. The transcript is spliced from 11 exons. The coding region runs from base 1299 to 3074 and encodes 591 amino acids.